This is a messenger RNA of Manduca sexta (tobacco hornworm), 1786 nucleotides long. RefSeq names its product folylpolyglutamate synthase, mitochondrial. The record is from RefSeq and is a predicted model, not a curated record. Lineage: Eukaryota; Metazoa; Arthropoda; Insecta; Lepidoptera; Sphingidae. The transcript has 8 exons. Gene Ontology annotation, molecular function: tetrahydrofolylpolyglutamate synthase activity; ATP binding. Bases 260 to 1759 code for a protein of 499 amino acids. Gene Ontology annotation, cellular component: cytoplasm; mitochondrion; cytosol. Gene Ontology annotation, biological process: tetrahydrofolylpolyglutamate biosynthetic process.
CUCACAUGUGUUUUAGAGGUUAUGUUUAUGAUGUGUUUACGUAACAAACGAUUUCUUUUAGGCUUUACCGGCUUGAUGCGGACUUCGGAACAAUGUGAUAUCAGGUCAGAUGUCACCGAUGCUAGCCGAUAGCAUGAUCAAGUUGUAAAACACCAUGUGAUGCCGACGCGAGUAGCUCGGCCCGAGGUCACUGUUUUUUUUGCUCUAAUUGCAAUAAAAUUGCGUCGUUGAGAUCGGCCAGUCGCCGAUCGGCGGUCUGAUGCAUAGUAUCCGUGUUUGUAGUGUAGUGAAUAGAAUAGUUGUAAGAAUGGUUUCGACUAAGAAUAGUUAUGAGGACGCAGUUGGUAAAUUAAACAAGUUGCAGUCGAAUAAAUCGACAAUAGAACAGAUAAGGAAGGAAAAGGCUGGACAUAAAUGCACAAAUGUAGAAGACAUGGAAUAUUAUUUGAAGAGGACGGGUGUGUCUCUAUCGAAAUUGGACGAAAUGUCUGUGAUACACGUCGCCGGGACCAAAGGGAAGGGUUCAACAAGUGCGAUGUGCGAGUCGAUACUCCGCUAUCACGGGUUCCGCACAGGAUUCUACUCCUCGCCGCACCUCGUGGCGGUCAGGGAGCGGAUACGGCUUGACGGGAAGGUCGUCUCCGAAGAACAGUUCGCGCAUUACUUCCACGAGGUUUACGGGAAACUGGACUCUAGUAAGGCGUUCGAAGGUGAUAUGCCCAAAUACUUCGCGUUUCUGACCGUGAUGGCGUUCAACGUGUUCUUGGAGGAGAAGGUGGACGUGGCCAUCGUGGAAGUCGGCAUCGGAGGCAUUGUGGACUACACUAACGUUUUGAGAAAAGUCCCAGUGGUCGGUAUAACCGCGCUAGGGUUGGACCACACGUCGAUCCUGGGCACCACCCUGCCGGAGAUAGCUGCUGCGAAGGCCGGCGUGAUGAAGCGCGGCUGUGAGGCGUACACGGUGCAGCAGCCGCAAGAAGCUAUGGACGUGCUCAAGAGCUAUGCUGAUUACGUUAAGUGUCCUCUCACAGUGGUACCUGAGUACACCCACUAUAAAUUCCCGCUGACCAACGGCAUUAGCUUGCCGAUUAAUCUAGAAGCCUAUCAAACCAAUGCGUCCCUAGCCGUCCAGCUGUCACACGCGUGGAUGCGGAUCCGGAAACACGGCAGGAAUGGCUUCAAAAACGGAUUAAAUGGGUUGAAGAAUGGUGUGAACGGAACAGUAUUAAAGAAAAUUGUGACCGAGUUAAAUGAAGAGACUGUGAAAGGGUUGACUUCUUGCAAGUGGCCGGGACGGUAUCAAAUAGUUGAGACUCAGUAUGCGACGUUUUAUUUGGACGGAGCGCACACCAAGGAGUCUGUUGAGAUUUGCGCGGAGUGGUUUAAGGAUAGAAGCAGACAUCGACCUAAAGCGCUAAUAUUCAGCGCAACGGGGGAUCGGAACGGAAAAGUCCUGUUAAAACCACUAAAGGAAAUUGGUUUUGAUAGAGCAUUCUUCGUUAUACCCACAGCGAAUAAAAAGAUUUCCCAAAACAGCGACAAUUUCUCUCUAGUAGAGCAAGACGAGUUAAUACAGCGGUGUCAGAGACACGCGGAGAUUUGGAGCGGAGACCACACAUCUGUCAUGGAAUGUGUGGCAGACGCUUUAUUGACCAUAGAGAAGGAGUUCCAAGGAGAAAAGUCUAGUAUACUUGUUACAGGGUCUUUACAUUUAGUAGGUGCGGUUCUAUCGAUAUUAGAUCCGAAUUUAAGCAGCUGAUAUGAUAAAUAUACAUUUAGUUUAAUU